AUGAGAGCUUGUACUGUGGUGUCUACUGACGUAGGUCUAGUGACAGUUGAUGUUGUUGAGAUGAUGAUGGUGGUUCGGGGUGUUGCGGAUGACCAUUACAAGUUUAUAUUUAUUGAUGUUGGCGGUUUCGGCAAACAAAGCGAUGGGGGAACCUUGAGGGCGUCAGAUUUUGGAAGGUUGUUGGAACAAAACAAAUUGUGUAUUCCCGAAGAAAAGUGUUUGCCUGACAGCAAUAUAAAAGUUCCACACGUUUUUAUUGCAGAUGAAGCGUAUCCCUUGCGCGAGAAUCUCAUGAAACCUUAUUCGAAAAAAGCUCUUGGGGAUGCAGAAGAAGUGUAUAAUAAACGGCUAUCAAGUGCUAGAAAAACCAUUGAGUGUGCCUUUGGCAUUCUGUUUUGCUAA
Homalodisca vitripennis (glassy-winged sharpshooter) is the source of this 402-nucleotide messenger RNA. RefSeq names its product protein ALP1-like. The transcript is spliced from 2 exons. Bases 1 to 402 code for a protein of 133 amino acids. NCBI's taxonomy places the organism in Eukaryota, Metazoa, Arthropoda, Insecta, Hemiptera, Cicadellidae. The record is from RefSeq and is a predicted model, not a curated record.